Messenger RNA from Schizophyllum commune H4-8, 2006 nucleotides. RefSeq names its product general substrate transporter. Gene Ontology annotation, biological process: carbohydrate transport; transmembrane transport. The coding region runs from base 78 to 1829 and encodes 583 amino acids. Lineage: Eukaryota; Fungi; Basidiomycota; Agaricomycetes; Agaricales; Schizophyllaceae. The transcript has 15 exons. The record is from RefSeq and is a predicted model, not a curated record. Gene Ontology annotation, cellular component: membrane. Gene Ontology annotation, molecular function: carbohydrate:proton symporter activity.
CCUGUCCCGGCCCGCCCAACUUGCCUUCUUCCGCCACCGUGUAUCGGACGUUUACUAGCUACAUAGCCUUCGUGUUCAUGCCCGCCAACGACCGCUACAGUCCUCUCCCCUCUGACGAGCACGACGAUACCGCCUCCUCUCCCGCUGAGCCCACCCCGCAUGCGCCCCUCCUUCCGGGGCGCCAGAAGGCCGCCUCGCGCAUCAAGUCGCGAUGCGUGCUCGAGGUUUCUCCGGACGGCACGUAUCACUAUGCAUACGGCCCAAGCGGGCUUGCUGGCCUCUUCCACAACCGCUAUGCUCUACUCUGCGCCAUGGUUGCCUCAAUUGGCGGCCUCAGCUUCGGAUACGACCAAGGGGUGAUUGCCAAUAUUCUCGUGAUGCGGGACUUUGUCCAGGAAUUUCCCGUCACGCCCCUCCAGAAGGGCAUACUCACCGCCGUCCUCGAGCUGGGCGCCCUGAUUGGCGCGCUAGGCGCUGGCGUUCUCGCCGACCGCUACUCACGGCGACACUCCAUAUUCAUCGCGUGCCUGAUCUUUCUCAUCGGCUCGCUCUUCCAAUGCCUCGCGCACUCCCUCUUUGAUCUCUUUGUGGGGCGUGCGGUUGGCGGCGUCGCCGUCGGUGCGUUGAGCAUGCUGUCGCCCCUCUAUAUCUCGGAAGUGUCCCCGCCCGAGCUGCGUGGCUCGCUCAUGGCCCUCGAGCAAUUCUCCAUCGUGCUCGGGUGCGUCCUUGGCUUUUGGACAGGGUUCGCAACGAGGAACAUCCCCGGCUCCCCCGCUUGGCGCAUCCCCCUCGGCGUGCAGAUCAUCCCCGGCAUCUUCCUCGGCGCCGGCUGCAUGCUCCUCCCGCCCUCGCCGCGGCUGCUGGUCCUGCUCGGCGAGCACGACAAGGCGCUGGCCAGUUUGCGCAAGCUGAGGGGGGCAGGGGUGGAGGGGUGCGAUGCGCUGGUCGAGAUCGAGUUCAUGGAAAUGCGCGUGGAGGCCGCCCUGCUGCAGCGCACCGCGCCCGAGCGCUCCAUCGACGCGCGCGGUGCCGAUACCGUCCCCAAAGGCCACGGCUCCAUCUUCCGGGGCUACAACACGCUUUUCGAGAAGAAGUACCGCGAGCGGACGAUGAUUGGGAUCAUGACGAUGUUCUUCCAGCAAUGGGUCGGCAUCAACGCCCUGCUCUACUACGGCCCGACGCUCGUUGCGUCCAUCGGGCUGCAGGGCGAGGAGAUGAGCCUGCUCGUGUCGGGCGGGAUCGGCGUCGCGCAGUUCGUCGCGGUGCUGCCGGCGAUUGCGUAUAUCGAUCGGUGGGGACGCAGGCCGCUCCUGAGGGGCGGCGCGGUGGUGAUGGGCUGCUCGCACCUCCUCAUCGCUAUGCUGGUCAAGGAGUUCUCCGCGGACUGGGAGGACCACAAAGGAGCCGCGUGGCUGGCCGUCGGCGCGAUCUACGUCUUCACCAUGGCAUACGGGAUCUCGAUAGGCCCCAUCGGGUGGGUCCUGCCGUCGGAGGUGUUCCCGCUGUCGGUGAGGAGCAAGGGAGUGGCCAUCUCGACCGCGUCGGUAUGGUUGAACAACUUCCUCAUCGGUCUCAUCACGCCAGAGCUCAUGGAUAUCUCGCCUGCCUCGACCUUCGCCCUCUUCGCCACCGCGAGCUUCGCCGCGUACAUGUGGGCGACGUACCGCGUCCCGGAGACAUCGGGCGUCGCGCUCGAGGAGAUUGGCGCCAUGUUCAGUCAUGGUGGUAACCUGGAGCUGGAAGAGGCGGCGCUGCGCCAGCAGAUUGAGGCGGUUAUGGGGCUGCCGGAUGUGGUGAGGAGGGCCGCGGCGGGGUUGAAUGAGAGCUGAGUGGGAGAAGAGCUAAGAUGGAUGAGAGGAGAGGUCGGUGGGGCCUCGCGGAACGUUGUCUUUCGAGCCUUGCCUGGACGGACGGAUUUUAUCAUAGCUUUCGAUAGUAUUUACUGUACAUCACCACUGCACUACUAAUCUAUACUCAAUCGACCUUCCCAAGUUAGAGGCCCGGCC